Messenger RNA from Racocetra persica, 467 nucleotides. Lineage: Eukaryota; Fungi; Glomeromycota; Glomeromycetes; Diversisporales; Gigasporaceae. The record is from the annotation of a GenBank genome assembly.
UCGGUAAUUCUUUACCGAAAUCGCUUACUGCUGCAUUCGCAAUACUUUAUCCAUUAAGCAUAGCAAUGUCAACGUCAUCAUUAGAAAUAAGAACAAAUCAAAAUCAAUUAACACGUUCACCUAUAACCCCAUCAUUCUCUGAUGUGCCGGGACCACGUCAGGGAAUUUUAAUAAACACUGCAUGUGUAAUAAUAACUUUAUUAUCCCUAGCAUUGUUUAUAACAUUGGCCGCGUUAACUGGAUACUACGCGGAUAUUGAAGAUUAUGAGACUGCAAAUAAAUUGCUUACUUCUCAAAAUCUUGCUUGGUUUGUAUGGGGUUCCGUUUAUAUGAUUAUUGUUUUAUACCUUUGGGUUAAAUUUGUUGGCGUUGCUUGGGAUAAUAUGUCGGAUUUGGACCGUACACACGCUAUUAGAAGUACUGAACUUCAAACUAAAUUUGUUCAACUUAAGCGUGGUUGUAAAAAU